This is a messenger RNA of Schistosoma rodhaini, 1600 nucleotides long. The record is from the annotation of a GenBank genome assembly. Lineage: Eukaryota; Metazoa; Platyhelminthes; Trematoda; Strigeidida; Schistosomatidae.
AUAUUUAGCGCUUGUACUUGUGUUAACGUUACGGCUAGUAGUACAAGUGCGAUGGUCCGUGGGGUUUUUGUCUGUGUUGCCGCAGGAGCUGGAAUUAUUUUUGCAGGGUAUUGUCUUUAUUUUGACAGAAAAAGACGGAGUCACCCGGAUUUUUGGAAAAAUCUCAGAAAGAAAAGGAUGGAACAAAAGGCUCUGGAAGCUCAGAAGUCAUCCUCUUUUCCAUUGCCACCUAUAAAUGACCAGGCUGGAAUGCAGAGAUUUUUUCUACAACAAAUACAACAAGGAGAGACAGCCCUGAGCAUGGGCUCUUUAGAUGAAGGCGUCAACCAUUUUGCUAUUGCGGUUGCUGUUUGCGGUCAACCUAAUCAGUUACUACAGGUUCUCCAACAGUCACUUAGCCCAACUGUGUUUCUAAGACUUAUUGAAAUCCUUCCUUCAGUGCAAUCUUUAUUGCUAACUGGACUUAUCAUUAUUCUGUUGUCACAUAAAUCGCAAGCUGACUUAGAUCCCUAUGAUAUGUUUGGAGGGCUUCCCAUGGACCAAGAACAGAGUGUGUCAGCUCUGCGAAGCAUGGAUUCUUUUUCGACUCCCACCAAUUCAUCGAAUUUUCUAGCUGCUAACCAUCAUCAAGAACUGCACAAAAUUCUUGUCCGAACUCUGUGGCGGAAUAUCAACCCAAGGAAUUUACCAAAUAUUCCAUCGAAAACCCCAAUUAAAGUUCAGUUGGAGUUUGUAUUGCAAGAGAAAGAUAUAUAUAUAUUAAGCAAGUACUGUAAUUUAAAUAACGACUCUGAAAACCGUGUAUCACCUGACUUAAUAAACGAUAUUUUUUCAGAAAUUGUUCGCCCGGUUGCUAUUUCGGACAAUCCAUAUUUGUUUCAGUGGUUCGUUAAUACACCGUCCUUCUGGAUGCUUUCAUUGUCUUGUACCAUUGCUUUUGUCUGGUUGCUAGUGAUCAUUUUCCGCUCUCGAUACAUAUUAUUCACGCUACUUCCUUGUGGGUUGUGUAUCCUAAUAUUUUGUCAAUCAGUUUACACAAAAUACAAUGCACGAUUGGCUCGAAAAAUGUCUGUCCUAUCUCGGCAUAAUGGUCCUCCUGAUGAUUGCAAACCUCUCCGUCACCAAACUUGGUCACAAGUGCUUGGUAAUUAUUUCUCCUCUCGUCCAGCGAACGACGAAUGUGCGCAUUACUAUGAAGAAUUGCUGUCGGAGCCGUUUCUAUCCACCAGUUUGUACGAAAUAUGUCUGGAACUAAUAAGUCAACCAGUUAUCUCAUUAUGUAAAAGUUUGGGUAUUGGGAUUGGACAAUUAUAUCACAAUUUGUCCGAAUAUGUCCCAUUUUGGAUUGCACCAUUCAUCUGUGCAUUCUGUAUGUUUAUGGGAGUUUUCGCCUUUGUUAAAUCAAUACACCGUUUUACUGGGCCUCCAUCACGCAGUCGCCGAGUGCGACACAAAAUCAAAUCGUCAUCAACACCAUCAAUUACUUCUUGAUGUUCGAUACGAGUUUCCGAUUUUACUUUACCUUACAUUUUUCUGUGAAUUUUGAGUAGUGAAUUUGUAUUUCCUUUUAUUUCUAUUCAAAUAAACGAUUACUCAAUUC